Molecule: messenger RNA, 941 nt
Organism: Magallana angulata
Lineage: Eukaryota; Metazoa; Mollusca; Bivalvia; Ostreida; Ostreidae
Exons: 2
Coding region: 1-816 (271 amino acids)
Source: RefSeq, a predicted model, not a curated record
AUGCUACAAGCAAUGUUUACUUUUGUUUUUUUGUUUUUGUUUCUUUACAGGAAAACGAUGGAAAAUAUCAGAAAUAGGAUGAACUUUAAAUUGGUCAACACCCAAAAGGGAUUGCGAAAAAUGGUGGCAAAGCCAAGUUUUGAAAAUUUCACUAUUUUUAACAAACACUUGGUCGGUGUGAAAAACAAGAAGGUUAAGUUGCUAUUAAAUAAACCCAUUUACACUGGAAUGACUGUUUUAGACUUGUCGAAACUAUUCAUGUAUCAAUUUCAUUAUGGAUAUGUCAAGAAACAGUAUGGUAGCAGAGCAACUUUGCUGAUGACAGACACCGAUUCCUUAUUUUACAAGUUUCAAACGGAAGAUUUGUAUCAAGACAUGUCUCGACACAAAGAGUUAUUUGAUACAUCAAACUACCCCAAAAAUCAUUUCCUUUAUAGCGAGGUCAACAAGAAAGUCGUGGGAAAAAUGAAAGAUGAAACCGGAGGCUAUCCCGUAAAAGAAUUUGUAGGAUUACGGGCUAAAAUGUAUUCAUUUCUGAUUCACGACGAGCAGGAAACGCAGAUAAAAAAGGCAAAAGGAAUUGCUAAAUCGGUGGUAACCAAGGAAUUGAACCAUUACCAUUACAAGAAUUGUCUUUUUGAACAACAACGAUGUCGACAUAUGAUGCAGAACAUUGCUAGUGACAACCAUGUCUUGUAUCUAAAAUCCAUCAAUAAAAUAUCUUUGUCACCUGUUGAUGAUAAGCGUUGGUGGUUGGCUCCAUUUGGAGUACAUAGCUAUUCUUAUGGACAUUAUAAAAUUGAUGAAUAUGAUUAACAAUUAAAAUAACAAUGUUCGUCUUUGAUGUAUAUUUUUUUAAUUGCUUAUAAAGAGUAUGAAUGAGGACACAUGUGUUUACAUACUAUCACUACAUAUCUAUAUAUGAUGUAUAUUUUCAAAGA